AUGGAUGAAGCGCCUGUGACCUUCGAAUCUGAAGAUAUCGAGGAAGAUAUGGAAGAUCACAAUGAUUCUUUGGUCCUCACAUUGCGAGUAGCGGGUUGCAAUAUCAAGAAGAUCCUCAUCGAUGGUGGGAGCUCGAUUAAUGUUCUGUUCUAUGAUACGUUUAAACGUAUGGAGCUUAAUGACGAACAUCUAAUGAUAUCGUAUUAUACCAUCUACGGAUUCAAUGAGGCAUCAACGAAGCCCUUGGGGGAUAUUGUUUUGCAAGUAGACGCGGGACCAACGAAAGUUGAUACUCGAUUCAGCGUAGUAGAUGCUCCUUCCCCUUACAACGCAAUCAUCGGUUGA
Molecule: messenger RNA, 345 nt
Organism: Papaver somniferum (opium poppy)
Lineage: Eukaryota; Viridiplantae; Streptophyta; Magnoliopsida; Ranunculales; Papaveraceae
Exons: 1
Coding region: 1-345 (114 amino acids)
Source: RefSeq, a predicted model, not a curated record